Molecule: messenger RNA, 536 nt
Organism: Periconia digitata
Lineage: Eukaryota; Fungi; Ascomycota; Dothideomycetes; Pleosporales; Periconiaceae
Source: the annotation of a GenBank genome assembly
CAUGGUCGUCGACCCAUUCUCCGCUCUCAGCCUUGCCGGCAACGUCGUGCAGUUUCUAGAUUUCAGUCAGAAGCUGUUAUCUAAAGGCAGAGAGAUAUACAAAUCCGCAGAGGGUGCGCCAACAACGCAUGUCGAGCUGGAGGUUAUAUACAAUGACCUGUGGGACGUAUCGAACAAACUAGCGGCUCGCGCACCACCGUCUCCCUCAAGCUCAACCGAUACUUUGAUCAGCUUUCAACCGAGCAUCGUCGAUGAUCAGAUCUGGCAGUUGGCUACUUCGUGUCAAAGUGUCGCGCAGGAGCUUCUUUCUAUUGUGCGACAAAUGAAAGUUGAUCCUGACAGCAAACAUCGUAAAUGGAAAAGCUUCCGCCAGGCCAUGAAAGGCUUGGGCAAAAGUUCACGUAUCGAGGAGCUUCAACAACGGUUGAAGGCCUUCCGCGAAGAGCUGACGGUAAAGCUUGUUGCUGUUCUAGGGCAAGUGGUAUCAUUAAUCUUAUGAGCUCGCGCUAAUCUUUAGGUAGCGACCAGCAAAGCUU